UUCUUCCCGAGGGCGAGAUGCCCCCUGACAACAGUCAUUAUCAACUGACGUUAGCGGAAUCGAUGAGUUUUCAUCAUAGUCAAACCACUAACGUGUACCAGUCCUUGGACACGGGUGGGGAGUUUGAAGGACCCUCGGAUCCCAAGCAGAAGAAAGGCGACGGCCUGGAGGGCAAGAGUAUUGAGGAGGAGCUCUGCCGAAUCUGUGGCGAUAGAGCAUCCGGCUAUCACUACAAUGCCCUCAGUUGUGAGGGUUGUAAAGGAUUCUUCCGACGCAGCAUCACAAAGACAGCAGCAUACGUGUGUAAAUAUGGCGGCAACUGUGAGAUGGACAUGUGGAUGCGUCGCAAGUGUCAGGCAUGUCGACUACGACGGUGUCGUGAAGUGGGGAUGAAGGAGGAAUGUUUGCUGUCUGAAGACCAGUGUAAAGCCAGAGAUGCAAGACGUAAAGCCAAACAAAAGUUUGUCCUGAAAAAGGAAGUACACAGCCCAGACAGUUACGGUGGUCACAGCUCAGAAGCGGACACUGUCAGUCUAGUGCCGCACAUUGACACCAAGCCUUCCUUUCUGACCUUCCCAUCCAUGGCAUCCUCUUGUUCUGAUGCGGGAGAAUCUCCUUGUUCCAUGCCAGAUGACUCUACUGAUCCCAUGAGGAAGCUGACUAAAGAACAUCGAGAUUUCAUCGAGAUACUAGUAGCCUUACAAGACAAGUAUGAGUUUGCAGAUCAACAGAGUUAUGAGGAGACAUUGAAAGAUUUUGAUGCCAGGAAAAGUGACUCUCUUGACCCGCAAACAUUUAUGAGCUCAAUGGCGUCCACGUUUGUACUCAUCACACAGCUGAUUGUAGAAUUUGCAAAAGGUUUACCCGGCUUUCUGACCUUGUCAAAGGACGAUCAGAUCACCUUGCUCAAGUCAUCAUCAACAGAAGUCAUGUCUAUACGGGCAGCCCGGUGUUAUGAUCUGGAGUCAUGUGCCAUUAUAUUUGGAAAUGGGCAGCCCUGCACUGUUGAUAACAUGAAGGCGGCUGGCCAGGGCCGAUACAGUGAGCUGCUGUAUGAGUUUUGUCACAACAUGGCCUCUGACAAAACAGAUAACGCUGAGUAUGCCAUAUUUACUGCCAUCUGUAUAUUCUCAGAUCGGCCAGGUUUGAAAGCCAGAGAUGCUGUAGAAAAGAUACAGAUAAAGUAUGUGGAGCUACUGCAGGCAUACGAGGCAGCCAAGCGAGGACGAGGUGGCAGUGCACUAGCCCGUAUCUUGUCUCGGCUGGCAGAUUUGAGAACCAUAAGUGUGGAACAUUCAAAAGUGCUAGUGGAGCUGGAUGUGAAGAAAAAUGGCCCAGAUGUUCCUUCCAUCAUCAAAGAUAUUCUGACACUGCCCCCAGAAGGAAACUAA
Molecule: messenger RNA, 1391 nt
Organism: Candidula unifasciata
Lineage: Eukaryota; Metazoa; Mollusca; Gastropoda; Stylommatophora; Geomitridae
Source: the annotation of a GenBank genome assembly